This is a messenger RNA of Volvox carteri f. nagariensis, 1705 nucleotides long. RefSeq lists its product as uncharacterized. NCBI's taxonomy places the organism in Eukaryota, Viridiplantae, Chlorophyta, Chlorophyceae, Chlamydomonadales, Volvocaceae. The coding region runs from base 185 to 1705 and encodes 506 amino acids. The record is from RefSeq and is a predicted model, not a curated record. The transcript is spliced from 7 exons.
UCAGUAAGGAACUAUUCUGGCGCUCACGACUUUACCCUCAGCUGCUAGGCUGGCCGAGCGACCUGGACGUCCCGGAUAACAGGAUCCCUCAAGAACAAAAACAAUUAAUUCACGACAAUAAAGCCUAAGCAGCUGGAUUUAUCUUGCCUUGUUACUUACUUUCCGGUCUUCAGGGCGGUUUGCUAUGGCAAAAUCCGCUGCGCUGCUUAUGGCCGCUGCGCUGCUGUUCCUGGCGUAUUACCCUGCAGAAGCCCAGGAAACCGCAGGAAAUGCCUGCCAGGCAGUCCUUAUUUCCGGCUUGUACAGCACUUUUCGGAAUUCGUACUCAGAGAUCCACCAGGCGGCAUGCGCCGAUUACUGGAUGUGGGACUACCCAUAUGAACAGUACCGGGAGGAUACUGCAACUCCAGAGGCCCAGGGCCUUGCGGCCUCUCUAAAUAUAGCAGUAAAAGCCUUCCGAUGGGUGGUUGGCGGGACCUAUACCGGAUCAAGAUACAUCCAGAGCGCCGCCCAGUUUGCAGUAGUCCGGAUGGAGUCAGAGGCCUACCGUGCGACUAGCUGUGGCAGUUCUUUGGUGAACUCCUCUACCGACAAUGCUGUGAUAAUACUCGCCCAGUUCGUUGACCCGGCUAUUUACCAGGCCUACAUCUCGUGCAUCAACCUCUUCACCAGCGGUCUCCGUAUAACGCAGACUUCGGCGUUCACCUACAGGCGCGUGUCCUUGGAAGUCCGCUUUAUACCCACCCAGGCCCGCCCCAGUGCAUUUAUCACUGGCAUCGUCGCUUACCCGCCAAACACAGCGCAAUGCACCAUCUACCAAACGCCGCCAGCGGCCGAGCCCGCCGCCGCCGCCGUCCCCGUUGUGCAAGCUGCUGCGAGUCCGCCGCCUGCUGGAACAAGGCGCCCAUCACCGCUACCUCCACCCCGACCGCUGCCGCCGCGGCCGCGGCCGCCGUCCCCUUCUCCUCCUUCACCGCCAAUCACAUCGCCGCCAGCGAGCCCGUUCCAGCUGCUGCCAAGGACUGUGUACUCUGUCUUCUGCCAGAUGUCACCCGACGUGCCCUCUGACCUCCGCUACACAGACAUCAAUGUCUACACGUCUUCCGGCAACUUUCAUACCCUCGUGUACAGCGAUCCGGAUCCUCCAGCCAACCAGCUCACUGAAGUGUUCAAUCGCAUCGGGGCGCUGGAAACGUGGCUGCAAGCAAAUAUUUCAAACCUCAGCAAUAAGGCUUCAGGCCAAGCUAGCCCAGCACACGCCGCCGUGCGUGGCGGCAGCAGCAGGUAUCCUAGCAAUGCAUGCUGUCGAUCUGAGAACUCGUGCAGGAAUAGCCACGAGAUGUUCGAGAGAAAUAAUGUGGUCCAGCAGCGUGCGUCAAAUGUCCAGACCGGCUUCUACCAAGUGAACUUCGGUUGCAGUGAAGCCAAUAACUGGGGUUGCACCGGCGGGGCAAGCAAGUCGAAAGUGUUCUCAGUCAACUUUCCGUCUUCGUCCUUCGCAUCCACGCCAGUCGUAACCCUGGCAAUUAAUGGUAUGGAUGGGCCGAAGACCCAAGACAACGUGCAGCGCAUCAGGACGACGAUCAUCUCGAGCAACCGAACUGGUUUCAUUGGUGAAGUAACUGCUUGGAUGCUCGACCAAGGCUGCUUCUGCCUCAUCGACCUAACCUGGGUGGCUGUGGCGAAGGAUGUAUUGAACUUGUGA